Molecule: messenger RNA, 1247 nt
Organism: Rosa rugosa (rugosa rose)
Lineage: Eukaryota; Viridiplantae; Streptophyta; Magnoliopsida; Rosales; Rosaceae
Exons: 2
Coding region: 153-1004 (283 amino acids)
Source: RefSeq, a predicted model, not a curated record
UCCCAGUACAGAUCAUAGAUGAUAGCUCGCCUGAGGCCGAAGAUAGAGUACCGUUACCGGAUGCACCUCGCAAGGAACCAAGCGAUAUACCUGUCCUGGAACAGAUAGCGCCUGACUCAAUUCCUAUUCCCAGCGAAGCUAACCCAGAGGCAAUGCCAGCGGUCGUUGUGCGUGAGCCCCCAGCCGAGGAGAAUCCAAAUGCCUUCAACACUGAGGACGCUGUAGCUGAAGCUGUAGAGGCAGAAGCUGUUGAGCCCGCUCUUAAUAUGGUUGGUCAGGAACUUCCUCCCCCUGCCCCCCAAGUCGCUGAAGCCGGAGAAUUGGGAGACCUUCCUGAACCAGUGCCAGAGGCAGCACCUGUCGCUGAGCCUCCUGAGGCCCCUGUCGCUGAGCAACCAACUCCCUCCACUCUGGAAAGGUUAGCUCGCGUACUCGAAGUGACCCCUCCUGGGGUCGUAGAUGAAGCUAGAGAAGGCCUUCGUCGCUUCCUGGGCCCUGAUAUCUUGAUUCCUGGUGCGCCCGUGAGAGUCUUAGAAUAUUUGAGGGUACUUCUCCGCGAGGGAGCCAUCACUGAAGAUCAAUUCCAAGAGGUCGAUCAACUGCUGCAAAAUCUUCCUCAAGGGCUCAAUGAGCGGGCAGUCGCGAACGCGCAAGCUAGGCAGACCGAGACGCACUAUCAGAACCUCACUCAGCACACAGAGACCGCGCGCGAUUUCUUGGGUGACCAAGCUAACCUCAUCAGGGAACUGACGCUCGAAAGGAACCACUUGAGGUCCCAGAUUCAGGCUUUUCAAGCCCGGUUAACUGACGUUACUACCAGGCUUACUCAUGCGGAGCCUCAGUUAGAACAACCCCUCGCUGCCUUCGAGACGCUAUCCCAGGAACUGGCUCAGGCUCGUGUGGCAGCCCAACAAGCCUCACAAGCUGCUGCGGAUGCUAGUUUUCGUUUAGAUGAACUUUUCCUUCGCCUGACCCAUGCAGGCCGCAGACUUUUGGGCCUCUAGAAUUAAGCCCAUGUUUCGUAUGAACAAUAAUAUUAUUAUUAACUUAAUAUUUAGCCCACAUUGCUUGGCCCAAAUACAUAUCAACUUAACUUCUCAAACUGUUCAGCGCUUUAAUUUGUUUUAAUGCUUUUAAAACUGUUUGAAAAGAUUGAAAAGAUAAUCUCGAAAUGGAGCGGUUACCUCCUUGGAGACUGCCCCGCUUCCCACGCGCUUUCAAUUAUCUUCAUUUCCGAGAUCUUAGCA